This is a messenger RNA of Strongylus vulgaris, 765 nucleotides long. Lineage: Eukaryota; Metazoa; Nematoda; Chromadorea; Rhabditida; Strongylidae. The record is from the annotation of a GenBank genome assembly.
AUGUAUUACAGCGAUAAUGAAGUAACCAAAGGACAGGACUUGCUCUCAAAAAGAGGUGCUCCAAUGAAAAAGACGAGCGAACGAAGGAAAGAUCACAUUGAAAGCUGCGUGCCGCACUAUGAGCAGUUACAUCGACAUAUGCAGUUACGUACUGGUGAUCGUGGAUGGAAAGCUACAGAAUUGUCUCUUAUCGCUUCCUAUGAUUAUGAGAAUUAUUCAGUGGUCACCAUCGAAGCUGACGGUUGGUUUGGGAAAACCAUGUACUGCCGUUACUUCGAUGAAAAUCAUAACGAAGUUCAUCCUGCUAUUGAGUCGUUCGUAUUUCCCGAAUUUGCUGUACACUGCUGUAGACGCAAGUUUGCUCAAUUCAUGAGUGUCACUGAGAGUCCACUUGACAAUGUUACAGAGUAUGCUGUAGUCCUGGACAGGCGUAACGAUGAACCUAAGCACUUUCUCUCACUUUGUCUGGCACCAAUGUAUGGAGAUGAAAGAAAAUGGCUGUUUCUUGCGGAGCUCAUUGAACACUAUAAAAUACACGGUGUUGAGUAUUUCUACUUAUACAUCAAGGAUAUAGACGAUUACACAUACAAAUUGAUUGAAUAUUAUGAGAAUAGCGGACUUGCAGAAGUGAUCUUUUUUCGGAAGUAUAACGACCGACCAGGAAAAGAAUGGCAACUUGUUGGUACAGAAAAGGCCAUUAUCACCUUGACUACUGCACCUUUUAGGAUUGUCUCCAACGGAGUCGACACCAUUCCCGCUAUGUGA